Molecule: messenger RNA, 4016 nt
Organism: Branchiostoma belcheri (Belcher's lancelet)
Lineage: Eukaryota; Metazoa; Chordata; Leptocardii; Amphioxiformes; Branchiostomatidae
Product: fatty acyl-CoA hydrolase precursor, medium chain-like
Exons: 10
Coding region: 171-2096 (641 amino acids)
Biological process (GO): presynaptic membrane assembly; postsynaptic membrane assembly; modulation of chemical synaptic transmission
Cellular component (GO): synapse; cell surface
Molecular function (GO): signaling receptor activity; neurexin family protein binding
Source: RefSeq, a predicted model, not a curated record
GGUGGCAGGAAUGAGAAGAGGAGCAACACCAGGCGAGCUGCGUGGUUUGUUCGUAGUGCGUGCGUGUGUUCCUCCUGUCUGCUGGGGAUUAUGUAGUCAGCGCUCGGAGUUCUGAGAGAGAGAGUGCGAGGAGAGCGAGGAGCGGUCCGUCCGUACCGCCCACAGUCGGCAUGGAGAAGCUGUGGCUCCCGCCGCGGUGUGUCGUUGUCCUGGCGGUGCUGGUCGCGCUGGCGCGGGGAUCGGACGUCGUCAGGGAGACCGCCUACGGCAAAGUGCGCGGGAAAUUACGGGACGUGACCACGGUGACUACCGGCGUCAAACAGGUGGAGGUGUUCCUCGGCGUGCCCUACGCGCGCAAUCCCGCAGGGACCAGGCGGUUCAGCCGCCCGGAGAGACCUAUCCGCUGGUCCGGUGUGCGGAACGCUCAGUCCGCCGGCCCGCCCUGUCCGCAGCCCCCCGCACCGGCCAUCGCCGCCUACCGACAGGUGGGGACAGCGCCUGAUGAGGACUGCCUCUUCCUCAAUAUCUACGCCCCAAAGCAUUCGAAGAAGCCCAAGAAGUACCCAGUUCUGGUGUUUGUUCACGGCGGGGAUUACAUGUUCGGGACGGGCUCGGCUUACGACGGGAGUCUGCUGGCAGCAACACAGAACAUCGUGGUGGUCACCAUCAACUACAGACUCGGGGUCUUAGGGUUUCUCAGUAUGGGUGACAAUGACCUUCAGGGGAAUUAUGGGAUCUUGGACCAAAUCGAGGCUCUGAAGUGGGUGCGACAGAACAUCGCCAACUUUGGCGGGUUCAGGUCAGAGGUCACGGUGUUCGGCCACCAAUCAGGAGCGAGCUGUGUGUCGGUACUGAUGGUGUCACCCCUCGCAAAAGAUCUGUUCAAGAGGACGAUCCUGUCGAGCGGGUCACCCCUGCAGGCCGUGUCUGUCCGCCCUGCCCACCAGGUUGUCCGGCAGACCCGCGCGCUGGCCCGACACUUCAACUGUGACGGCUUCACCACCACCUUACAGAUGCUGGAGUGCCUCAACAAGAUCCGAUACGAGGCUCUGGUCGCACAAGAGACGGUUGUCCACCUGGACGUGGCUGACCUGCCGAAGUGGACGCCCGUGGUGGACAGGAAGGUCCUGCCUGUACCCAUGGAUCAGCAGCUCCGCAGGAUGCAGGUGAACGGAGAGGCUUGCAUGCUGGGCUUCACAGGGACGGAGUGGGCCAGUAAAGCUGCGGUAGAGCUGGCCCUUGACGGCGGCAUGUCUGCGGCAGAGUUCCGGAUGCUGAUAGAGAACCUCAUCAGCCAGAUCUACCCUGACGCGCCGGCCGAGGUGGCAGAUCUGGUGACGUAUGAGUACACCAGCUGGCUCCGGCCGGGCGACCGCUUCGCAACCAGGAACAGCUACAUACAGGCCGUCAGUGACGCCCUGUACGUGGCCCCGGCCAUACAGUCUGCGGCAGGUACAACACUGGCAGGACUGGCCACGUAUGUGUACCAGUUUGUCAGCGGCUCUGGUGGGGGGAUUUUGCCUGGCGCGUUGGACGACGUGUCGCUUAUCUUCCCCGAGCAGCCGGCACGCGGGGCCGCGGCGCAGCUUAGCGCUGCACUCAUGGACCUGGUGGGCAGCUUCGGAAGGGCAGGCACGCCGCAAUGGGAGUCCGAGAACCUGCGCGUGUUCAGCCAGGAGACGCAGGACUUCCUGAAAAUAGACAAUAUCAACGACACAAGGGAAGAGAGUUUCCCCAGGAGAAAGCAAGUGACCUUCUGGAACAAGAUCGUGCCCUCGCUCAUCACGGCCGCCGAGAGGGCGCAGAAAAGCGCCGGGCCCACCAGCGCCUCGGACCGCGUGGUGCCCACGGUGCAGGCCCCCGAUAUCAGUUGGACAACGAAAGGGGUUAUCAUAGGGAUCAUGGUCAUCGGCAUCUUCCUUCCCGUCAUGACCCUGUUCUUCGUCCUGUACGUCAUGGACUUCCGCAAACAGUGGCGGAAGAGGAAGCUGUCCAACAAGAUGACAGACGAGAACAGGUACGCGCCGCCUCCCACGGUGGCUGCCAACGACAGGCCGCCGUACCCAAGAUUCCAGAUCACGGAGGACCAGGACUGAGGAAAUACUACUGCAGUAAUAGUAUCGUAGCGCCCUCUAGCGUCUCCAGUUGGUAUUCCAGUCUACUCCACCAUCUGCUAGUACAGGGUAAAUGCUGUGGCGACUAAUGAUAAACUCCAGCCCCUUUCGUUGUGUGACUUCUGUAGGUGUCUGAUGUAACAAUGUAGAUCGGUAUUCUCUAAUGUUUCAUUUGUUCUAAGCUUCCUCGAAUCACCAUAGAGACGAGCUGCAGUUCACUUCAAUACCGCAUGGAAAUUCCCUCACGGUAUCACAACGCCCUCUUGCGUUAUUUGAAGUAAGGCAACGGGAUAAAAAGUAUCUUUCAUCAAAUACUCGAAUUGGACGUGUCUGAAUGAUACCGAUGUAUGGACAUCGUGUCAUUGUCACCAGCAGAGAACAGGGCCAUGUGUCCGUGACAUUUAUGGGAUUAUGUUUUUAGUGGGAUUUUCAGUGUUCUUCACGUUGCGUUCUGUCCUACCCGUAGCAUAAUAUAUUUACCUCCACAUGGAGUAUAUCCCCGCAUUGCAAUUGCGCAAUUCGGAUUCGUGAAAAGCAGUGUGACCGCACAGGCCGAUCCGGAUUGAUGAAUUUCUGAUCCGGAUCUGCGGUCAAUCCGGAUCCGUUUUUUGAAUGUGAACGGGGUCUAUGUGGUUCUCUUAUGGUUUGGAAAUUUUGUGUAGGAUGGAUUUUAGAAAGUUAAAAGUGACAUUGCCUCCAGGCACAGAACAAAUGGUUACUAAUAUUCCACAGUCUACUUCGAUUUUACGAAUGAUGUAAAUAUAUUCAGAAAUGUAAAAGUGGUGUUGCUAUAGUGACGAUGUUGCUAUCUGUGAAGUUUGAAAUGUUAGGCUGGAAUGUCUUCGGGCGGCUGUCAGCCGGUUGUACAUAUACAUCACGAGCGGUAUUACAUAACCUAAAACUAUUUUGAUGUAGUGUAACACAUCAGUGUAUAUAGAAGCCCGUGUAUAUCUGUGCGAAUAUUGUGAGGAACGAUAGUACAUGUAUAUGGCAUUUUCUAUGUUUUUGUUUGGCAUAAAAGUCUUUCUAAAUAAAAUGGGGGACUAUAUUUGCUUCACGUAACACCUGUAAGUAUGAGGUACCAAGAGAAGGCGUCACCUUAUUUUAUUCGUGUUAAAAUCACGUUGUAGACAAUUCCUAACUGUGCUUAGAUGACACUUUGCUGACCAAACCGCAUCAAUUUCAUAUGUUUAGGUUGUUAUUUAGGAUGUUAUAACUGUUUGUGUUAGGUCUUGUUCAAUCAAUGAUGUACAAAUGUACUAUAACAACCGCAACUGCUCGUCCUUCUUUAAAUACAUUUAUCUAAAGAGCCAAGAUGUCUGUCAAAAUUCUCGAAUGUGACAUACACGUUUACUAAUUAUCAAUUGGUAUAAGAUGGUUAAUUAAAAUAUUAUUAAUUGUCGGUUGGUUUAAGAUAGUUAAUUCAGAUAUUAAUGGUCGAAAUUUAUAGGUUAUGUCCGUCUCGCUAUCUUCUGUUUCAUUCAGGUCAUUCCUGUAGCAAACAAGCUCACAGUCUGCGCACAAAGUGAGCCGAUGCAAAUUUAUCAUAAUAAUCAACCUGUUUUGUCUUUGUUCUAGUAGCCCGAAUAAUCAACCUGUUUUGUGAUGUUCUAGUAGCCCAAACGGGAGUUGCUUUAGUCAAAGCUGCGUUGUAAUGAGGUAUUCACAUCCUUCUGAACCUUGAGACACAGACAAGGGAGGAAUGUGGGAUGAGAAUUCAUGUUUGUGCCGGGUAUACAUGUACAGUGACGCAAGAGGAGAACAUACAUGUAUGCAUUGUGCAGCACGUUGUCAGUUGGAUUCAUUUAAUCGCAGUUCGUGUGUUACAGGCUUGGUAAGGCUACAAUGUUUGACCGGCAGACGGACAUGGCAAAACCUAUUUAUCGGGAGAAUUUUUUUAGA